GGCUGCCCGGCCGGUGUGCGCCGGCGGCGGGAGCAAACCGGAGCGAGGAGGAGUUUGGCGCGGGGUCAGGAGAGUCAGGCAGGUGGCAUGAGCAGGAGCAGGAGCAGGGGGUCGCCGUGAGCACCAUGUGGGAAACGGAGGGUCUGCAGACGUUCGGCAUCGUGUUGAUUGUGUGCGCUUCGCUCAAGCUGCUUCAUCUGCUGGGGCUUAUCAGCUUCUCUGAGGAUAGUGUCGAGGAUGAGCUGGAACUGUCUGCUGUACGCCAUCGACCAGAAGCUUUGGAGCAGCUGGAGGCUCAAACGCGUUUCUCACGCAAAGAGCUUCAAAUCCUCUAUCGGGGCUUUAAGAAUGAAUGCCCCAGUGGUGUGGUCAACGAAGACACAUUUAAGGAAAUUUACUCUCAGUUCUUCCCGCAGGGAGAUGCAUCAACGUAUGCACAUUUUCUGUUCAAUGCAUUCGACACAGAUCACAAUGGCUCUAUCAGUUUUGAGGAUUUUGUGAUGGGUCUCUCCAUUCUCUUACGAGGCAGCGUUCAGGAGAAGCUUAACUGGGCAUUUAACCUGUAUGAUAUGAAUAAAGAUGGAUAUAUAACAAAAGAGGAAAUGUUAGAUAUCAUAAAGUCCAUCUAUGACAUGAUGGGGAAAUGCACAUAUCCCAUACUUAAAGAGGAAACUCCACGACAGCAUGUGGAGAUCUUUUUCCAGAAAAUGGACAAAAACAGGGAUGGAGUGGUCACUAUAGAUGAAUUUAUAGACUGCUGUCAAAACGACGAGAACAUCAUGAGAUCAAUGCAGCUUUUUGAGAACGUCAUUUAACAUCUGAAUGGACUCUGUUGGCGGGCCAGCUCACAUAACCACCUUUAUACUCCACAAACCCGACAUCCUCAAUGAUACAGUACAAGUCAGAUUACUAGCAGUGCUUUACCCAUAAACUAAAAUUAACAGCAUUUUGAAUAUCAAAGAAAAAUUAUUUUUACAUUUUUUGUCAUAUACUUGUAAAAAAUGUAUACCUUUAUUUAAGGUAUAGUCUGAUAAUCAUCUAUUUCUCCUAAAGUAUACUCUGUUAAUCAUCUAUAACUAGAAGCCAUUGUACAUCUUAAAGUAACAUUUCAUACAUUGGCCCUUAAACACAAACAGAGUUAAUUUCUGUGCAUAAAUCCAUUCUUAGAUUGAAACAAUUUACAAGGAAUAUUUGACAUACAAUUUACUUAACUCCUUAGUUAAAGGAAUAGUUCACCCAACAAUGAUAGUUUGCUGAAAAUUUACUCAA
Sinocyclocheilus grahami is the source of this 1269-nucleotide messenger RNA. It is a transcript of the gene kcnip4a, whose product is annotated as potassium voltage-gated channel interacting protein 4a. The coding region runs from base 126 to 815 and encodes 229 amino acids. Gene Ontology annotation, molecular function: calcium ion binding; potassium channel regulator activity. The record is from RefSeq and is a predicted model, not a curated record. Gene Ontology annotation, cellular component: voltage-gated potassium channel complex. NCBI's taxonomy places the organism in Eukaryota, Metazoa, Chordata, Actinopteri, Cypriniformes, Cyprinidae. The transcript has 8 exons. Gene Ontology annotation, biological process: regulation of potassium ion transmembrane transport.